Messenger RNA from Daucus carota subsp. sativus, 1750 nucleotides. Its product is annotated as malonyl-coenzyme A:anthocyanin 3-O-glucoside-6''-O-malonyltransferase. The coding region runs from base 106 to 1551 and encodes 481 amino acids. The record is from RefSeq and is a predicted model, not a curated record. Lineage: Eukaryota; Viridiplantae; Streptophyta; Magnoliopsida; Apiales; Apiaceae. The transcript has a single exon.
ACAAAGUAUUGCCAGCAUUCAGUAAUAGACAGCAUCGAUAUAAUAAACAGGGUGCACAAUUGUUGAGCAAAAGAUUUUUCACAUUGCAUUUCGAUUUUGAUUGCAAUGGAGAAUCCAUCACCAGCAAUCAACAUUCUUGAACACUGCGGAAUCUCUCCGUCGGCUGAGGCUAUCACUGUGACAUCUCUGCCUCUCAGUUUCUUCGACAUAAUGUGGCUCACUUUCCAUCCCCUUGGCCGUGUCAUCUUCUACGAUUUUCCAUAUUCCACCACUCACUUCACCCAAAAUGUUGUUCCAAAUCUCAAAACUUCGUUGUCUCUGGCCCUCAAACACUUCACUCCGUUGGCUGGAAAUUUGAUCAUUCCGUCCAAUACUGAUUCCAACAUCGACAUUGGCAUCCGUUACAUGGACGGUGAUUCUGUUUCUGUUACAUUUGCUGAGUGCACUGGUGCUGUUAAUCAAUUUUCUGGAAACCAUGUACGUCUCGCGGAUAUAAUGAAUCCCCUUGUUGCUCAACUUCCCUCGGGUACUUGUGCUGAAAUUUCCGGGGAAUCUUGUUCUGUAGCUCCUUUGAUUGCUGUUCAGGUAACUGUAUUUCCAAACCAGGCCAUCUGUAUUGGAAUCACAAACUCCCACGUGGUUGCAGAUGGAAACACUAUGUUCAACUUUGUGCGGGCAUGGGCUUCAAUUGCUAAACAGCUUAAUAUCUGCGAAGCCAAACCUGAUACUAAUGAUUUGAUAGCAUCAGGGUGUUUCCAGAUUCCAUGUUACGACAGAAGUUUGAUCAAAGACCCCUACGGUCUAGGUCCUUUGUUUAAGAAAAUGAGAGCGGCGGGAGGGGCUGGGCGGAUGGAGCAAUUGAUGAAGCAAAAGGAGGAUUCUGCUCCUGAUUCUUCCAAGAUAAAAGUAAGAGCAACAUUUGUGAUAACUGAAGCCAAUAUCCAGGCCUUGAAGAACAAAGUUUUAGCCAAACGGCCAACGUUAACACACGUGUCAUCAUUCACAGCGGUUUGUGCUUAUCUUUGGACAUGUUUUGCAAAAACACGAGCCACUGUUUGGGAAAGCGCGCAUGAUCUUGAUGAGCUGCAGAACUUUAGUUUUGCUAUGGAUUCUCGUCCUCGAUUGGAUCCUCCCCUGCCUGCUAGUUACUUUGGUAAUUGCUUGGUUGCGUGUCUUGGCGUGCAGACGGGCAGGGUAAUGAUAGGGGAUGAAGGCCUUGCUGCUGCUGCGGAAGUGUUAGGAAAUGCAAUCUCUGCAAAGGUUAAGAAUGGUCCGAUGCACGGAGCAGAUAAGUGGAUGGAAGAGUUUGCUGGAAUUAUAAGAGGGGAAUGGUAUAUUGGCAUUGCUGGUUCCCCAAAGAUGGACUACUACAACAAUGUUGAUUUCGGAUGGGGUAAAGCUCUUAAGUUUGAAUUUGUCGAAGAGCCAUUAUCCUUGUCAAGGUGUAGCAAUUCAAAAACUGACAUUGAAGUGAGUAUAAUCCUACCUAAGAUUGAAAUGGACCUUUUCUCAACUGUGUUCACCCAGGGGUUGCAUAAUUUGCACGGCUAACAAUGUCGUUCAAAAAAAAAAAACAUCCCUCAGAGCAGCUAAUUGAAUAUCUUGGUGGAAAAGUGGCUAAAUCAUGUCUCUUUUUAAAUAAAUAUCAACUUCUUGUGCUUUUACAGGAUUGUUUCAUCUUAGGUAUGUUCACUUGCAGUGAUGCGGCUGUUGAUACUUGUUUGAUCUGCAGAAAGUUGAGUUUCUAGUA